Messenger RNA from Stegastes partitus (bicolor damselfish), 2176 nucleotides. It is a transcript of the gene khdrbs3, whose product is annotated as KH domain containing, RNA binding, signal transduction associated 3. The coding region runs from base 47 to 1069 and encodes 340 amino acids. The record is from RefSeq and is a predicted model, not a curated record. The transcript is spliced from 9 exons. Gene Ontology annotation, molecular function: mRNA binding. Gene Ontology annotation, biological process: regulation of alternative mRNA splicing, via spliceosome. Lineage: Eukaryota; Metazoa; Chordata; Actinopteri; Pomacentridae. Gene Ontology annotation, cellular component: nucleus.
AAUAACACUUGGGUCGUUCACUUGGAGCCCAAAAGCUCAGGACGACAUGGAGAGCGAAAAGUACUUGCCGGAGCUUAUGGCAGAGAAGGACACGCUGGAUCCGUCUUUUCAGCACUCCCUGCGGCUACUGGAUCAAGAGAUCGAAAAAAUUCAGAAAGAUGAGGGGAAGGAAGAGGAGAAGUUCAUUGACGUCGUCAUCAACAAGAACAUGAAACUGGGCCAGAAAGUUUUAAUACCAGUCAAGCAGUUUCCUAAAUUUAACUUUGUCGGCAAACUCCUCGGGCCACGCGGGAACUCGUUAAAGAGACUACAGGAGGACACUCUCACAAAGAUGUCAAUUCUUGGAAAAGGAUCCAUGAGAGACAAAGAGAAGGAGGAAGAGCUACGGCAGAGCGGCGAGGCCAAAUACCACCACCUGAACGAAGACCUGCACGUCCUCAUCGAGGUGUUCGCCCCGCCAGCAGAGGCCUACGCCAGGAUGGGUCACGCUCUGGAGGAGAUCAAAAAGUUUCUCAUACCGGAUUACAAUGAUGAGAUCAGACAGGCCCAGCUGCAGGAGCUCACAUACCUGAACGGCGGAUCGGAGGAUGCCAAGGUGCCGUCGGUGAGGGGCAAGUCAGCCGCCCGUGGAAGAGGGACACCUGUUCCAGGGCCUCCCAGGAGUCGCGGUGGAGUUCCUCCCCUGCAUGCGGCGGUGCCUCGAGGAGCGGCACCCAGAGGAGCCCCACCCAGCCGGGCUCCGUCCUCCAGAGGGAGGGGGGUGCAGAGAGCCAGAGGUGCCCCCCCAACCGCAGGCUACAGGCCAGCUCCUCCCAUAGUCCAGGACACAUACGGCGAAUAUGAAUACGACGACGGCUACGGAACGGCUUACGAUGACCAAGGAUAUGAAUCUUACGACAACAACUACACUAACCAAGGACAAAACUCAGACGACUACUAUGAAUACGGACACAGUGGGGAAUCCUAUGAUUCAUACGGUCAGGAAGAGUGGGCAAACAAUCGCGGCAAGGCUCCGUCAGCACGAACAACCAAGGGAGUGUACAGAGAUCAGCCAUACUCCAGAUAUUGAACUGUUUAUACAACCCGCACCUGAGUCCUCAUGGCUGUUUCAACCCAAGUAAUGGAUUUUUUAUGGACGCUCCCACCUUUUUAGAAUUGAAAACUAAACCGCAAAAAAAUAAUUCAAAUGAAAACGGUGAUAGUGAGAUAUUGAAAGAGAAUUUCCAAACGGAACCCCCUCCCCCCCCAGAUUAUAAAAACAUACUCCCACUGGGUAAAAAUGUGUAAAGCAAUUUAGGUAAUCUAUCCUUUUCCUCCAGAAGAAAUGGACGUUAAGAUUUAAGAAAGACUCCGUAGCACAUUAAGUUUCUCUCUCAACUAUGUGAUCGUGAGGACCGACGUUGUAUCAGAGCUUAUUCCACUUGGUAACGACUAGUGAGCCACUGUACGCUGUUCGAUCUUUCUACACAGCUGCCAGUAGCGACUUAAUUUAACCCCCCCUCUAUUCUUUAAACCUUGAACUGCGUGGUUGAUCACUUUAAAAUGUAGUAGCUUAGUCCUAGGAAAGUGCAGUACUGUAGAUAUUUUUUCUGAGGGGGGUAAUUUGGUGAAAUUGUGUCCCUUGUAAAUGAAGCAUUUACAAACUGAAAAAAAAAGAAGAAGAAGAAAAGUCAUACUGUAUACAUAUUGUAUUGCUGUUUCCUCCUUUUUGUAAAAAUAAUAGUUCUUUAGUGUUAAAGGGCUUAUAAAAGCAUGGUGUGCAACUGUGGAUAUUGUCAGCUGUUUUAUUCUGAGAAGCCUGUGUAGUUGUGUUUAUUGAUUAUGCCCCCUAACAUCCACCUAAAUACACCUAUAAAUAGCUGUGCAUACUUUAUGUACACCGAACAACUAGAGCUGCGAACCGGUCCGGGAGCCUUUUAAUGUUUGUGACGUUUUUUUUUUUGUUUGUUUUUUUUUAGAUGCUCUAAAUAAGUAAAUGUUGAUGUCAUUUUUUGAUUUUUAAACACUUUUCUCACUUUGUAGGCCUAAUCAUGAGUUUUAAGAGACUAAAUCACAUGCUGGUGAAUUGGCGAUCAUUUCCAUCUAGAGAUUUGUUCAACUAUAUUGAUUUUGAGCUUAUGUAAGCCCUUUAAUAUUUUCUUCUUUGUUGAUGCUGAAUAAACAUUUUGAAAGAAAA